Protopterus annectens (West African lungfish) is the source of this 1166-nucleotide messenger RNA. It is a transcript of the gene TMEM80, whose product is annotated as transmembrane protein 80. Gene Ontology annotation, biological process: non-motile cilium assembly. Gene Ontology annotation, cellular component: ciliary transition zone. Lineage: Eukaryota; Metazoa; Chordata; Ceratodontiformes; Protopteridae. The coding region runs from base 699 to 1166 and encodes 155 amino acids. The record is from RefSeq and is a predicted model, not a curated record. The transcript has 6 exons.
GCUAGGUCGAUUUGUUCCGGAUCCGCCAUUACAGUCACGGCUGUCACGCCAGCCUCGGCUUCCGAAUCCUCCGCCUCCUCCUCACCAGCCACAGCCGCCACAGCAGCAGCCGCAGCUGCUACAGCUGCCGCCUCGGCCAGUCCGAGCUGCUUCGCCGCCGAUUCCGAAUCCGACUCCUCCAUUUCCCGAAAUGCUACCGAUCUGAUCCGAGGCCCAGCUCCUUCCGAAGGAGGACGAAUGACAGGCAACGAAGACGAACUCAAAUUCCACUGUAGAAGGCAAUCCCCGAAUAUAACCGAAGGUACUUUCCGAACAAGUGCGAAUGGUGACCUUCCAGGUAAACUCGAAGCUAGCACCGGAAUUUCACGAUAUAUGAACUUCCUGUUUAUCGAGUGAAGCGCUAGUGCCCAAUAGGCAUGCAGAUCUGUUCUGGAAAAGGUGGAUGUGAAAGUUUUUAGAAGAUAAAAUUUUAAUUUGGCAUGAUAUAUUUUUAUUGCAACUGGUAAAGUUAUUUAAAAGUAAAGCAAAGCUGAGUGCUCCACGUGAUAUAUUCAAUGAAACAGAGCUAAAUGUAUAGUAUACAAUAUGCAAACAAUGCCAAAAGGGAAGAUAUAGUCACCUUGGCAACAAGGACGCUAAAUUGGAGGAGGUCCUAAAAAUGAUUGGAUAAGCGAAGUUCUGGAAGACAAUUUGGAAGAAUGGCGGUAAUAAAACGAGGGCACUCUACUGAUGUUAUAUCAUCAUCUGUUCCUCUUCAGAUUCUGUUUUACCUAAACAUGUUUUACUAUAUAUUUUACUUUUUAGCUACACUUCUUAUGAUUAUAUAUAAAAGUACUGUCUUCAGUUACCCUGAUAGUAAUCUUGCAGUGGAUCUGGCUCUUCUGUUUAUUAUGGUAUUGCUUGAAGUAAUUAGGUUAUAUAUGGGUGUAAGUGGUAACCUUACUGAAGAUAAAACUGCACUUGCUGCCAGCUUAAUCCUUUCUUUUGGAAGUAUCAUCUUGUCAGUUUAUUUCCUAGUGUGGCAAACCUAUGUGCUGUGGGCAGAUGAGAUCAUCAGCAUUAUCCUCCUUGUCUUCUACAGUCUAGAGGACCUUCUAAAGUUUGCAGCUAUUGCUUCCUUUGCCAGUCCAUCCACUUCUAUUGACAGGACUGACACCUGCAGGUGA